Mytilinidion resinicola is the source of this 1428-nucleotide messenger RNA. RefSeq lists its product as uncharacterized. NCBI's taxonomy places the organism in Eukaryota, Fungi, Ascomycota, Dothideomycetes, Mytilinidiales, Mytilinidiaceae. Bases 12 to 1283 code for a protein of 423 amino acids. The record is from RefSeq and is a predicted model, not a curated record. The transcript has a single exon.
GCCGAUAGAAUAUGGUGUCCAACGAUAGCCCUGGCGAAAUACGGCAAGGACAACAGCAUCCAAGUCUCCCAAACGAGCUGCUUAUCGAAAUAUUCUCAUUCGCACAUCAGAAUGAUCAAUCUCUCAAAACCCUUCGCAGCAUCUCACUUGCUUCACACAUGUUCCAUGGUCUCGUUACUCCGAUCCUGUAUUCAACAUUGACGAUCCCUGAGCCGUCUAUGGGCGGCGAAUACGGCUACCCAGAUUACAUCUGCCUCUUCGUCCGUACCAUGCUCGACACUGCAAGCCUAGCAAGGCACGUCAAAUACGUCCAACUAUUCCUGCCAGGCAAAGGCCAUUAUUCCUGGAGUCCACUCGGGGAGCGAGUCGUGCAGCCAAUCUUCCAGAAAGCACGUGAGCUGAAGGUCCCUCUCGACGUGAAACUCUGGGAAGCCGUAAAUUCCAAAGCAAGGAGCUCAUUUGUUGCUUUACUGCUCCUUCUUCUGCCCAACAUUGAGACCCUUAGUUUUAUCUUGGGGGAUGGCUAUUUCCCCGAGGUCCUGGACAUGCUUCCCAUAGACUUCUUUUCCGAUCGCCACGGAAGGAAUAACUUCGCCAAAGUCCGCAAGCUGAGCGUGGAUCUAGGCCCACACCAUGCUGAGGGAUAUUUCGGGUCGAUAGGCGUGCCGGCGUGGCUUCAAACGCCUGCCCUGAGUGAGCUCGAGGUGUUGCGUACUGGCUAUGGCAUCGAUCCCAGCGCUUGGCCGACACCCCCUAUCUCGAAUCUGAUAUCGAUUGCGAUACUACAAGGCGCUAUAAUGGAGAGCUCAAUGAAGUAUCUACUAGGAAUAUCCCCCAGACUGAAGUCGUUCAGCUACACUUUCGAGGAGCGCUACCUGAUAUCGAACGAGGAUGGCGACGAUUGGACAACUCCGUUCGACGUCAUCGGCCACCUACGCACGCUUUCUAGCAGUACCUUGGAAAGCCUUACCAUCUACACGAAGGAACUCCUUGGUCCCAACGGGCCUGAGGGAAUGUGGGUCCCCAACGACUGGCACUGUGACCUGGUCGCGUUUGAGAGGCUGACGUUUCUCCAUACCGAUUGCCUGUUCUUGUUCGGGUCAUCAGCAGCAGAGGCUCUGAGCUUGAGUUUGCCGCUGUCGUUGAACAAGCUGCAUCUUAAUAAACACUGGACAGGCGACCCAGAGGUUCUCGAUGCACCGGUAAAGUGCAUCAAGACGGCCUAUCCGGGCCUGGAAAUGGACAUCGUGGAUGUACCUCUGUCUCACACGUUCGCGGAAUAGUACUCUGUAGAGAAGAAGCAGGGCCAAUGCCAUCAAUUUAUGCCUAUGAAGCCACAGUGCUCGCUCACACGGUACUCCGCCCGAUCCUGGCCCUCGUCCACCUCUGCUUAUUCUGUGUCCCCGCGCUUAUCACCCUUUGCAUCCG